AUGUCAAGGGCUUUCAGUGCACCAGGAAAGGCACUUCUUGCUGGAGGGUAUUUGGUGCUCGAUCCAAGCUAUGAUGCGUAUGUGGUUGCUCUUUCAUCUCGGAUGCAUGCUAUUAUACAAUUGAAUCAAAGUGAGAGCAGCACAAAUAUAUCUAUGGUGAAGAUUUCAUCUCCUCAGUUUCGGGAAGGAGAGUGGGAAUAUCGAAUUGAACCUUCUUGCUACAAGCCAAUUGAGACAAACUCUCGAAUAAAUCCAUUUAUAGAAGCUACUUUGCUCACCAUCUUGUCUUAUGUGCAACCUGCUGAGAGUUUCAAUUUAAACAUAACGAUUUACUCGGACCCUGGAUAUCAUUCACAGAACAACACUACAAAACGUACUUGUGAGAAUCACAAGAAAUCGUUUCUUUUCCAUAAUCAGCGUAUAAACGAUGUUCCAAAGACUGGGUUGGGGUCAUCUGCUGGGUUAGUUUCUGUUCUUUCAGCUGCACUAUUAUCGCAUUUUGAACCAGGUAGUGAAAAAUCAACAGAUUUGUUACACAAUUUAGUUCAAGUAGCUCACUGCUUAGCUCAGAAGAAAAUAGGAUCAGGAUUUGAUGUGGCGGCAGCAAUAUAUGGGUCAAUUAUAUAUCGUCGAUUUGAGCCAAGUGUAAUUAAUAAGGUCUUGAAUGAUUUAGAGACAAAUCCUGCACUUUUCAAGGAUAAAGUUAAGCAGAGUUGGCAGUUUAAACAUGAAAAGUGUGCUUUACCAGCCAGUGUACGGUUAAUAAUGGGAGACAUUGCAGGAGGCUCGGAAACUCCAAAAAUGGUUACAAAAAUACUUGAAUGGAAAAAGAACAACCCCGCAAAAGGCGCUGAAGUUUAUGUGAAGUUGAAUUCUGCCAAUACCAGGUUCAUGAAAGCCGUGAUGAGUGCAAACAAGCAAUCACUAAGCGAAAGUCCGCUUGGCCAAACUGAAAUGGAGGAGUUGCAAAAUUCUAUAUUGGAUAUGCGACAGGGGUUGCGUGAAUUGUCAAUUGAAGCAGAUGUUCCUGUUGAACCAUUAGAGCAAACCAAACUUUUGGAUAAUGUGAGCAGCAUUGAUGGAUGUCUAGGAGGCUUAGUUCCUGGCGCUGGGGGUUAUGAUGCUGUUGCUGUUCUCGCUUUAGCUCAAUCUGUAGAUAAGAUCAAAAGUAUCACAGAGGAGACACCAAAUCAGUAUAACAAUGUACAUUGGGUAGAUUUGCAUGAGGAGCGAGAAGGGUUGAGAGAAGAGGACCCAAUGGACUACCAAGGCCUUUAA
This is a messenger RNA of Lodderomyces oxycetoniae, 1278 nucleotides long. RefSeq names its product phosphomevalonate kinase (gene ERG8). Gene Ontology annotation, molecular function: phosphomevalonate kinase activity; ATP binding. Gene Ontology annotation, biological process: ergosterol biosynthetic process; isopentenyl diphosphate biosynthetic process, mevalonate pathway. The record is from RefSeq and is a predicted model, not a curated record. NCBI's taxonomy places the organism in Eukaryota, Fungi, Ascomycota, Pichiomycetes, Serinales, Debaryomycetaceae. Gene Ontology annotation, cellular component: peroxisome. The transcript has a single exon. The coding region runs from base 1 to 1278 and encodes 425 amino acids.